AACACGGGGAACACGGGUCUAAACACAGCUAAACAUCGACGAAAUUGCCCUGAAAUUGCGGUCACUAGCAGUUGACAUCAGAACUUUUUUUUUCGAGAAAAUUUUGUUAUUUAAAAAUAUCAGUGAUGGAAAAUAUUGGCAAAUAAGGGUCUUAUGAGCGCUUGCCGAUUGGCUCUUAUAUUUUAGAUGCGGUUGGCAGAAAUCCUAGACAAUAUGAGAAUAUAAUAUAUUAUAUUCAUAUUGACAGACAUGUUCAAAGGACGAAAAAGGGUUUUAUUAUGUUUUCUCAUUUUGUCAAUAUGGAUAUUUAUGAUAAUUGCAGGUAUGUACAAAUAUAUGGGUGUAGAGAUGAUGCACUCUGAGAACAGUUUUUUAUUUACGGAUAACUCAAGAACCAAUAUGGUGAGAAGUAAAUAUUUGAACGAAAUAUUCAAAUCCUGUACUGACUUCAGUGAUAUUGUUGCUAAAAGUGAAGGUGGCAGAUAUGAAGAUUUUAUAUUAAAGGGUGUUAUUGUCUUAUCUCGUCAUGGUGAUCGUGGUCCGUUGAGCUAUGUCCAUGGAAUUGAAAGUGUAGAUUGUGGUGUUAAGGAUCCGCUGCUAACAAUAUAUAUGGAAUUUUUAACAAAUUGGACACAUACUUUAUGGCCUCAACCAGGAGCAUUUCAUAGCUUUCCACUGUUGCCUUCAAGUAUAACUUCUUGUCAACUUGGGCAGCUUACUUUUAAAGGUAUCACACAGCAUUUAAAACUAGGAAAAGUUUUGAAUGAUGUUUAUGGUAAAGUGCUUUUUUCAUCUAAUUCUAAUGAAAUCAAAGGAUCGACAUUCACAGCAGAUGAUAUACUUGUUGUUAGCACAAAGUAUCGACGUACCUUCCAAUCAGCAAUGGCAUUGAUGUUCAACAUAGUACCAAAUCAUGUUUGGACUCAUUUGAAUGUCAAAGAGAGUUUGAGCAUAUCCUUUUGCUUUAUUGAUUGUGCUUGUCCGUCAUCUGAUUAUUACAAAAAGCUACUGGCACUUGAACUGAAGAAAAAUUUUCAAAAUCAGCCUCAUAUGCAAAAGAUCGUGAAACUUUUAAGUUAUACUCUGAUUGAUUCUAAAGAUGCCAGCGUCUCAGAUUUAAGAGAUGCUUUGUUAUCAUUCUUAUGUCACAAAGCUUCAUUGCCAUGUAAAAAUUUUGUACAAUCCAAUUGGAAUAAUUUGAGAAUGUCGCACCAACGAUCACUUCAAACCAUGGAUCCUAAGUUAUCCAAUUAUAUAAUUAACAUUGAUCAAGAUGACAAACCUAAGGGGGUAGAAGCUUACGAUGAUUUAACGGAUGUUUACAAUAAUAGCUAUGAAAAUGAUGACACAGAAAAAUGCAUUAAUCCUGAACAUGUCUCUAUGUUGUUUAGCUACCUAUAUGAAGAUAAAAAACGUCAACUACAGAGCCUAAAUAAUAACAUAAUUUCUAUCUUAAAAGCUUAUGGUUUGAUAAAAAAUAUUGUCCAAAAGAUGUUAGCCAUUGUGUCAAAUAACAAACCGAAGCUGAUAGUUUAUUCUGGUCAUGACAAAACAUUGCAAUAUUUGGCUACAGCUCUGGGAUUUGGAGAUGAUAUUUUAUUUGUUCCUUAUGCCUCACGUAUUAUUUUUGAAACAUAUCUUCGAAGGCAAUCUAAUGUUGAUAUUUAUUCCGAUGUUUUGCCUAAAGAGUAUUAUUUCCGUAUAUUAUAUAAUGGUGAAGAUGUAACAAAGAAGUUGAUAUUCUGCAGAGGGGACAAGAGUACUAUGAAUAGACGACAGGAUUCAAAAGGUCAGAGCCGAGAGUCAUACUUUUGUCCAAUAGAAUACAUUGUCAGGUACAUACAUGAUGACUACUUUGUGUCACUGAAUAGUACAAAUUAUAAAGAUGCCUGUAUGGGACAUUCUUAGAAUAUCUAGUCAGUUGUCACAGUUUUUUUUGUUGACAAAGAUGAACUUUUAUUAGUUUAUCAUGUUGAAAAUCAUAUUGAAUGUUGUAUUUCAAACUUGGGGACAGCACCAAAAGAAUAGUACGUUGGGCAGAGUCUGACGAUUGGUGAAUGGACUACUGUACAUUUUAAUAUUAACCAUGUCCACUGUUGUAUAAGCAGUCUAGUUAAAAUAUACUGUGUGAGGACAAGAGCCAGUAGGCAAGCUGGUCUUAAACAGGUUAAAUGUUAAAAUGUGAUAUAAGUGGAUUCUUUUUAUAGUAAGUUUGAAGAUGUAUUUAAAUAAAUGCAAUUUAGUAUA
Messenger RNA from Ctenocephalides felis (cat flea), 2247 nucleotides. RefSeq names its product 2-phosphoxylose phosphatase 1. The transcript is spliced from 7 exons. The record is from RefSeq and is a predicted model, not a curated record. Bases 250 to 1908 code for a protein of 552 amino acids. Lineage: Eukaryota; Metazoa; Arthropoda; Insecta; Siphonaptera; Pulicidae. Gene Ontology annotation, molecular function: phosphatase activity. Gene Ontology annotation, biological process: dephosphorylation.